GUGAGACGGACGCGUUUGGCCGUGUCCUUUACCCGAUCGCGUUCUCAUAUUACCGCACAGAUACACGGACAAUUUGCCCGGGCUCACUCACUUCCCCCCAAAAAAAAAAGGACUCGCGGAACGUUUCGGAAAUCCGGGGGGACCGCGUUGUGAUAAAAUCAGUGCUUUACAAAAAACCGGCGAAUCAAAAAUGUUCUUAUGCGAAACCAAACGAGUGUGAUCGAUCGUGUAGAAGCAGGAUUAUUAUUAUAGUUAGUUUAAAUGUGAUUAACAGGUGGUAAAUCGUGUGCCUUAAGUGUCUGCGGGGAAGUGAUUUUUCGUAUCGUAAAUAUAUGCAUUAGUAGUAACCGUAUAAUAAGUGGCGGUUUGCGUAAACGCCGCGGAGAAAAAAGAAAACAAUCGGCGUAAACAACGGUCGUCGUAGAUAACAGCGGUUUUGGUUAGUUUACGAGCGCGUCGGCGUUGUCGAUGCCCGCGUAAUCGGUCGUUCACGUCCCGAUAACGUAAGCCUCCUUGGCGAUUAAUUUGACGUGCGAAAUUCUCUAGGAAAUCGCGCCGCCCGCCCGUUAACUUCCAAUAUUCGGGAGUGAAUAACCCGUAGAGUUCAAUGCCUCCGCGGCGCCUCGUCACGGAAUAACCGCGUCCUCCGAAAUCCAGAACCGGAAUUAACGCAGCCGACUUUUCGAUUCGAAUAUCGGUCCCGUUCGCGAACGUAAUUUCAAAGAAAUCAUCCCUGGUUACGCGCCCCACGACAAUUAAGAAGAAGUACUUUAAACUAACCUAUAAAUUCCACGAUUGUUUGAAUACGCAGAAAGAGACUUAGUUUUAAUUUUAAUUGUUGCCGCAAAAAGUCACAUUUGCAGUGAUUUUAGGUAUUUUAGUCGAUCUAAACAAAACUAUCCAUUUGAAGUGGUUUUAAUCUAUAUAACCAAAACCAACCGCCUAUUUAAGUUUCGCAAAGGGUCGAAUAUUGUGGUAGCUUAAUAGAACCUGGAAACUAUUGUCGAAGGUCCAAGUUGAAAUUAAAAAUCGCUGUAAAGUUCUUAUAUUUCAAGCAUACCAGGUAAACUGAAGUAUCACAUGCUUUGCAGAUGAAAUUGAUAUCAAAUUCGGAAAAAAAAAACGGAUAAGUAGACCCAGAUUUAGUUUUAAUUUUAAUUUUUGCUUUGAAAAGUGGCCUUUAAAGUGGUUUUAGGUAUUUUAAUCUAUAUAACCAGAUAUUUAAGAUUCGAAAAAGGUUGAAUACCGUGGUAGCUUAAUAGAACCUGGAAAACAUUCUAAUCUAUAUAACCAAAACCAGCCGUUUAUUUAAGAUUCCAAGGUUGAAUACUAUGGUAGCUUAAUAGAACCUGGCAAACAUUUUUGAAAGGUCGAGUUGGAAUUCAAAACCCGUGAGAAGUUAUAUUUUAGGUGUACCAGGUAAAUUCGUGCACGUGCCAAUUUGAAAAGGAAAUUGUUGUCAACACCUGUUUGCGAAUAACAGUAAACUUGCAUAUUCUUGUUCUAGUAUUUUAUAAACUACUUCAGACUUUCGUGGUAGUUGCACAGAGCCGUAAAAUAAUGCAUAAACUGCCGAGUUGCAAUUCAAACUGCGUAGGAACUUCUUAGAUUUUAAGUAUACCAGCCGAGUAUUACGCGCACGUGCCAACUGGCAAAGGAAAUUCUUGUCAAAACCUGUUUCCAAACAACAACAAUAUACGAUUCCGCUUUUCUUCGCAAUACGAAAACCAGGUAUUAAAUCGUUUAAAUGUUACAGGAGGCUUGUUCUUCACACCUCCCUUAAGGCCACGUGUUUUUAUCCUCUCCUGUAUUAAAAAUUUAAAUCGGGACUCUUAAAUUCAAGCGUGGAAUGCUAGCUGUCGCGUUAAAUCUCGGUUAAAAGAGUUCGACGAAUUUUUGGAGGUUAGAAUUCACACCCCGUUAGUUACCGCGGAUCAUGGCCCUCUCGUUUAAAUCCACCGGCGUAUAAGGGCGUAGAACGAGAGAGAAAAACGUCGGAAACGUAUCAUCAUGCGUCGCGUUAUCUCUGCGCCACAUUCGCGCAUGUUGCCUAAAAUUCUGAAGGUCAUUAACCGGCCGAAACUUUUAACUCGAGUUUAAUGAACUUUUAUUUACCUCCUCAAAACCCGGCUCGUAUAUAAAGCGAUAGGAUUAUUUUUAAAUGCGUGUAUAUAUAUAUUUUUUUUGUUCUCUCGCGUCUGGGUCGCUAUCAAAUAUUACGGCUCGUUAUCGGUACCAGCAAAAUAAAGAUUAUUUAAUAACAAUGUUUUUAUUGAUCGCCGUUUAAAUCGUGCGAGGCGGUUUGAGUGUCAAUCGGUUGAGAUGCCGGUUGCGUGUAUCUCGGGGCGAGGUCGUUGAACUAUGUUCGAAGAAAUAUUUUAGUUUGUUAAAUUAACGUUGCUCGUUCGUCGUAUAUUUUUUUUGUUCUUCGCGGCGUGUUUCGUUUUUUCGCAGGCACCAUGAAGGUAUUCGUCCCGAAGUCGUUUUUGUUUUUAAAAAUCACGAAGAACGACCGUGUUAUUCGCACCUGAGUGCGCUGCGAUGAGUGUGGAUUACGUCAUACGGUAAGGGUGGUGGUGGGUCGUCACGUAGGUGGCUGCGGCAAGACGCGGCCAUGCGCCCCCUCUGCGUGCAAGGGGGUAAACGUAGGACCUUGGCGAAUUCGAGUGUAUUUAAAACAUGGACAAUUUUCCCGAACUGUUUAACGCGAGUGAUAAUUGGAGUGUCGGGGGUGGGGAUACGAGUAGCGAGAGGGAUUUGGUGAGGCCGGACACUAUUUCGUCGGUCGGCUCGUCGACUCCGCCCCCGCAACACGUCGACGACCGAGGAGAAGACCGGAAAAGUGCGAACUCGAUUAGAGCACAAAUCGAGAUCAUCCCGUGUAAAGUAUGUGGAGACAAAAGCAGUGGUGUACAUUAUGGGGUUAUUACAUGCGAAGGGUGCAAGGGCUUCUUCAGGAGGUCACAAAGUUCGGUAGUGAACUAUCAGUGUCCGCGGAACAAAAACUGUGUAGUCGACAGAGUCAACCGCAACAGAUGCCAGUACUGCCGUUUACAAAAAUGUCUACGGUUAGGCAUGAGUCGCGAUGCCGUCAAAUUCGGUCGUAUGUCGAAGAAGCAGAGGGAGAAGGUAGAAGACGAAGUUCGAUUUCACAGGGCACAGCUGAGGGCACAAAAUGAUUCGGCGCCUGACAGUUCCGUUUACGAACAGCAGACACCGUCUAGUAGCGAUCAGUUACAUGCACCUUUUAAUGGAGGAUACGCCACGUAUGGAAACGACGUAGGGUCCUACACGCCCACUUAUUAUCCUGGUCAAACUCAGGUGCAGGCGAACUCCAUGGGCUACGACAUAUCCGCGGACUACGCCGUAGAUAGCACCACUACGGUGUACGACACCAGACCGGGUAUCGACGCUCUGAGUGACACGGGGAGUCUUAUGACGGCGAAUGUCGUAACUACAGGCAAUACUAACGCAAACUCUGGGGGUGGUGGGGGAGGUGGCGGUGGCGGCGGCGGCGGGGGCGGGGGCGGUGUCAAACAAUCCUCGUCCCUAUCCUUUAAGCGUGUCACUCAAACAUCGGCGGCUAAUCUAAGCGGCGGCACCGUGAUCUCUAUAAAACAAGAGAGUUCAGCCGUUGACAAUCUGGUGCCCAGUUACGUGGACAGCACCACUUUCGUAAAUUCCCCGAACAUGCAACAAACUCAACCGGCACGACAGCAAAGCACAUCCCAACAGCACGGGGGGCUUCAGGAGAGCUCUAGGUCUGUUGGGGAUGAUUGCGAGCCGGUCACGUUGCCCAAUCCCAGUCAAAUAUCGGAACUGUUGUCGAAAACGAUAUCGGACGCACAUACCCGUACAUGUUUAUACUCGAUCGAACACAUCCACGAGAUGUUCAGGAAACCACACGACUACUCGCGGUUGGUGUACUAUAAAAACAUGGCGCACGAGGAACUGUGGCUGGACUGCGCGCAGAAACUGACCACAGUCAUACAGCAAAUCAUCGAGUUUGCCAAAAUGGUACCUGGAUUCAUGAAACUGUCGCAAGAUGAUCAAAUCGUCCUGCUCAAAGCCGGGAGCUUUGAACUGGCAAUAAUACGCAUGUCCCGAUACUUGGAUCUGUCGCAUAAUUUCGUUCUCUACGGCGACACGAUGCUGCCCCAGGACGCGUUCCUCACGUCGGACACGGCCGAAAUGAAACUCGUCACGUGCAUUUUCGAAGUGUCGAAAAGUCUGGCCGAACUGAAACUGACUGAAACGGAGUUGGCUUUGUAUUCCGCGUGCGUGUUGCUAUCACCCGAUCGGCCCGGUUUGAAGGGAAUACCGGAAAUCUCACGGCUCAGUCAGGCUGUCCUCAAAGCUUUAAGACUUGAACUGGACCGAAGUCACAGCAUCCCCAUUAAAGGGGACGUGACUGUUUGUGCUGCCUUGCUUGCUAAAAUACCUACCUUAAGAGAAAUAAGUAUGCUUCACAUGGACGCUCUGGGUAAGCUAAAGCGAUCCGCUCCACACCUGGACUUUCCGGCUUUACAUAAGGAGUUAUUCAGCGUGGACAGUUGAAAAAUUUCCAUGAGGAUUCAACUAAUGCGGCAGCCCUGUGUAGCUACUAUUCCUUAAAACUGAUGUAUCGGCCUUACAUAUAUAAAUUAUAAUAUAAAUUAAAUUAUAAUUUUCGUUAUUGUGAAAUACUAAGGAAAAAAAAUAUUGUUGUGAAAUAGAAAUCGCAGAUCUCUCUUUUACUCGAUGGCCGUUUAAAAACCGCAACGGACUGUGAUAAAGGAGCCAGGCCCUGAUUUUAAAAGUACAACUUUCCAAUUGUUGUCUGUUAAAUAUAUAUGCAGUGAGUUUAAUACGGUGCUGAAUAGUUGUUUUCAAAUUGUCUUAUUGCGGUUUUUCAGACGGUGUCGUCUCCACAUAUCCUCCGGAUUAUUUUGCGAAGUGUCUUUUUUUUUUCCGGUUCAACCAUACAAAGCAAACGAAAACCAAACACCAUUGGCGUUACAGACACACUUCACGUAAUAUUAAUUCUGGAUAUGUGGCUUGUUAUAUUAUAAUCUGCCAUUUAAAAAGCUACUACACAAUUAUAAUGAAAAAGAAAAAAGUUCUACACUAAUGAUAUAUACGUCUGCCAAUUCUCAAAAUAGUAAAGAUUCGAAUCGGUUUAUAGGUUUUAGAAUAUGUUUAUACAUAUUAUAAAUACGUAUACUGAAUUAUAACAUAUUUAUAAAAUCACUUUAGUUUUAGACGAGUAAACUAGCUAAAAUACAAUACAAUAUAGAGAAGACUGUAUGCUUAAAUUCGGUUGAUCUUUACUAUGUUCAGGAGUGGCGGUUUUUUGCGUUUCAGAUUUUAUUUGGGACACAUGGUUUUAUAAAUGAUAUAUAAAGAGAUGUAUAUGUAAAAAGUAUAUAAUGACAUAGAAUAUAGAGUAUUUAUAAAAAUAGUAAACUACACCUUAUCCAAUUUGAAAAUUCCGCUUGUUCGUUCUUUUCGGUGUGCGAUAUCCUAAGCAAUAACAAACCAGUACCGGAAAUUACAUAAACGCGUUUUUUGAAAUAGCCUCGAGGAUGUAGUAGGUAUUUUUUUUAUCGAAACAUAAUUAAUUGUUGUUUAUAACUGGGUGCAAUAAAAAAUAUACUCUUUUACAUUGACCCAUUGCUGUUUAUGCAAUUUCUAUCGUUAGUUGUACACGAAACAUAAACUUUUUUUAGGGUGUCGACUAAAACUAAAACAAACUUUACAAAUUUUACAAAUAGUUGAAAAUAUUGAAGCCGUUAUUAAAGAAAUCUACGCGCAUAAUACGAACAUCACAUAAUCUGUCGAUACCCGUAUGAAAGGCUACUUUUGUUAUUGCUGUUACACAAAAAACCAUGUGAAUCAGAAAUGUUCAAUUUUAAAUUGCUAAAUUAAUAGUUAUAUAACUUCUGCGAUCGUAUUUUGCUUUUGGGAAUUUUGGAAAACAAAAGAUGACCGGAUGCGGUCUUUUAAUUAGCAUAUUAUCACUUACUGGAUAAAUAUUUCGAAAAUAUAUAAAUUUUAAGAUUUUAGGGGAACGUGCCCAAAAGCAAAAUACGUUGCGGGAUGCCCAUUUUUUUUUUGUAAAAAAUCAGGGUUGGCGGUGGGUAAUGGUAAUACUAUUUUGGUUUUAAACUCAACCGAUUAAAAGUUUAAGAAAUGUUUAAAACAUAUUUCUAAUGUACCUUUAAAAGAUUGUACAUUUUUUUCUUUUUAUUAUUUAUUAGACUACUACUGGUGAAAAUUUUAGUGUAGAUGUUGCUAACAUUAUUUUUUUGUUUAUAUAUUUUAUUUCUGUUGCAAAUAUUAGAUUUUUGUUAAUAUUUUUGUUAUAGCAUGAUUUUCGCGGUACGAUAUUUUUGUAUUACGGCGUCGUUAGGUAUAAUAUCAGUUCGUGUGGCAGGUUUUGAUUAUUACAGGUAAUAAAGUGCAAGUCGAACACUUAUAACAAAAAUAUUUUCAAAUUAUUGUUCCCGGCACCAGUAGAAAUUAUAUAUAUUUUUUUGUAU
Molecule: messenger RNA, 6521 nt
Organism: Cylas formicarius (sweet potato weevil)
Lineage: Eukaryota; Metazoa; Arthropoda; Insecta; Coleoptera; Brentidae
Gene: Hr3
Product: probable nuclear hormone receptor HR3
Exons: 10
Coding region: 2680-4557 (625 amino acids)
Biological process (GO): regulation of transcription by RNA polymerase II
Cellular component (GO): nucleus
Molecular function (GO): RNA polymerase II cis-regulatory region sequence-specific DNA binding; zinc ion binding; nuclear receptor activity
Source: RefSeq, a predicted model, not a curated record